AUGGUAACGCCGAGGACCUCGCCUGGCGGCGCCAGGCGGAGGGCAGCUCCCGGGGGCUCCAGGGACAAGCGCCCCAUGCUGCUGCGCACUUCGCCGAAUCGCCCCAUCCUGGUCCUGCUUCCUCGCCCUGCCCCCCCGACGGAAGGGAGCGAGAAACAGAGGACGUCGACGGCGGGGGUCGUCGCCGCCCCCCCCGCCACCGCUGCGCACGUCGCCGAGAGCUCGUGCAGGGUGCCCGGCUCGCCCCGACAGGUCGUGGCCGCCGCGCGCCGCCCUCGCGGUCCCGGAGCCCGCGCCGCGCGGGGCCCCCGGCCAGGCGGGGUCUCGCGGAGAGCGCGCGGCUCGAGCCAGAAGGGCUCGAGCCACAAUUGCUUGAGCCAGAAUGGCUUGAGCUAA
Prorocentrum cordatum is the source of this 396-nucleotide messenger RNA. NCBI's taxonomy places the organism in Eukaryota, Dinophyceae, Prorocentrales, Prorocentraceae. The record is from the annotation of a GenBank genome assembly.